AAUCCAUAAAGGCAAAUUAAGACUAUUAAAAUGACUAUUUUCACAAUUGUCCCUGUUCCCUGCAAAAAAAAAAAAAAAAAAAAAAACAAAACAAAAUAAAACAAGUGUCCCUGUUUUUCCAAUCCCAAAACCCCGACUGCAUCAGCCAGACAUAAACAGCGACGACGACGAAGACGAUCGCUGAUUAUUUGUAAUUGAAGAGAGACAAAGUUUAGCAGAGAUGAAGCGGCGAGCUAUUUAUAUCUCAAGAACUACGGCGGCGAUGCUGGUGCUUCUGGCGGCGGCGGCGGUUGCUGGUGUGGAGCGCGAAAAUAAGACGACGUCGCUAGGGGCACUUUGGUCCAGCGCGAAAGAGGACGGAGAUGAUUUUGGCGGCCCUACUACUACUGUCCAGGAGGAGGAGGAACGCCAUUUGGAUGGCGGAUUCUCUACCCUUGAGGGAAUGUUACAGUGGUCUAUUGGCCAUUCAGAUCCAAAGAAGUUGAAGGAAGCUGCAUUAGACGUCGAGCGGCUUUCUUCUCAAGAUUUAAUGCAACGCCAGGUGGAAAUAAAGGAAUUGAUGGAGAAAUUAAAGACGCCAUCAGAUGCAGAGUUGAUGAAAAUUGCAAUAAAUGAUUUAAACAACUUGUCUCUAUCAUUGGAGGACCGCCACCGUGCGCUUCAAGAACUCCUGAUACUUGUUGAGCCAAUAGACAAUGCAAAUGAUUUGCACAAAUUAGGGGGACUCACAGCAGUCAUAAAGAACCUCAACAAUUCAAACCCAGAAAUAAGAACUAUUUCUGCAUGGAUUCUUGGGAAAGCCAGCCAAAAUAAUCCCUUUGUUCAGAACCAGAUCUUGGAGCUUGGAGCACUGGCAAAGUUAAUGGAGAUGGCCCACUCAGAAUUCAUUGAAGAGGCCAUAAAAGCAUUAUAUGCUAUUUCAGCCUUGAUCAGAAAUAAUUUUCAGGGGCAACAGUUAUUUUACAAGGAAGCUGGAGAUUUGAUGCUUCAGAAAAUACUGAGCAACUCUAGCAUUGAUAUCAGAUUACAGCGAAAGUCAGUUUUUCUCUUGGCUGAUCUCGUUGACUGUCAAUUGCAAAGCAGAAGUGAUGUGCAACUGCCUUUUUCCAGUAAUCAUAUUUUGUUAAAAUCUGUGGUCGAUCUAACGGCAUCAGCAGACCUUGAUCUUCAGGAAAAGGCCCUAUAUGCAGUGAAGAGUUUGUUGAUGCUAAGAUCUACUGAUGCUCUUGUCUUCAAAGACAUAUGUGAACUGGAUUUGGCAUUGGAGAGAAUGAAACAACAAUUGCAGCAACUGAUUCUUGAUGAUAAAUUGAAGGAGUAUGCUCUGGAUAUAGAAAAUCUUCGAAAAGAAGUUGAGAUCAUUUUCCUUGGAAAGCUUGAAAAGGCUAAGCCAGCUUCUACACAACAAAUGGGCUUGCUGAUGCUUCAGUAGCUGCAGACGUUGGAUAAAGUUAGACUUGCCUUGAACUCAUUCCCUUGUUAGACUAACCGUUGUGGCUUUCUUCACAAGGUGCUAUUGGCCUUUCUGCACUUUCCUUCAAUUUUUAUGAAAAAAAGGAAGUAGCAAGUCGUGUUGGAGGCUUUCUGAGAUAUUUAGAUCUCAUAUAGUAAAAAUUAUUGUGUUAUACAACAGUAAAUUGCCCUGUAGCAUAAACUCAAUCAUGGCACUUCUUCACUCCCCUUGCGAUGUUAGUUGGGUUAUACUCCCUUAAAAAUCCUAAAAAACAUUGUGGUUUCUGUUUUGUACAUUGAUAUAGCAUAAAUAGUUAUAUGA
This is a messenger RNA of Salvia miltiorrhiza (redroot sage), 1774 nucleotides long. Its product is annotated as hsp70 nucleotide exchange factor FES1-like. The transcript has 8 exons. The coding region runs from base 221 to 1432 and encodes 403 amino acids. The record is from RefSeq and is a predicted model, not a curated record. NCBI's taxonomy places the organism in Eukaryota, Viridiplantae, Streptophyta, Magnoliopsida, Lamiales, Lamiaceae.